AUGUUAGAUAACGACGACAGGAUACUGGAGAACAUAGAAGUGAAAGAAGUAAAGACACCAAGCCCUUUAUCUUCUGCUGAUCGUUCGAUUAACGAAGACGAAGAGAACACAGGAAGCGAUAGCAGUUCCGGAGGAAGUUCGCCAUCCGAUCUCAAGAAGCGUCUUCAGCAUCAUCCAUCACCAAAUGAAGUGACACGUCUGGCUAGUCGUGUAAUUAACAUCAGCCGUCGUCUAUCUCGAAAACGAGAUUUCUAUUUCCACGAAACAAACAACCGAAUUGAAGAAAACGAAGAAACAGAAGAACAGGAAACAAUAUUUCCCAAAAGGUCUUUUGGCGAUUUCAAAGCAAAAGACGCACGAGUGCGAAGAAGGGCGAAAAUUCAUCUCGAAAACGAAACAAAUCGAAAUAUGGUUGUCUCGAAUCCAAGUGAAAUCAGCACUUCGGACUUACAAGACAAUUCAGUCAACAGUAACAGCCAAACAUCAAAUAGAAGUUCAGUGAUCGAAAAUAAAGUUAAAGGAAUGUCAGAAAAAUAUUCGGUGCAACAUCCAUCGGUAGAAAUCGAAAUGUUAACAAAUAAUACUCAACGACAUUCAUCAUUAUCAGCAAGAUUAUAUCGUAAUCAACAGGAAGAGACAAAUAAUGAUUCCUCUAGAUCUCAAAAAAACGUGUUCCACCAUAUUUAUCCUGAUACAUCUAGCGAAAAUUUACCGAAAAAUAGAAUUGAGUUACAACCAAUUUCACCAAUUUCGUUGAAAAGUUCUUUACACAAUAAAUAUAGACCUUGUCGUGGAGUAAUUUUGCAGAAUCUUAGCUCUGGCAGUGAGGCAGAUUCCAAUUUUGAGGUUAUGUCGGACAGAAUUGGUUCUAGUCACAAAAUUGAUCGUUUAAUGCGUCUUACGCCACAAGAAACUAAUAUUUCUCCAAAUUUAUGUAGUAAUAAUUUGGAGAUACAAAAUCUAAACGAUACUUUAUCUUUAUCCUCGGAAAGAUCGUCUAACCAAACACUUAUUAAUUCAUCGAGGAAUGAUUAUCUUGAAAAUGUUUCGUCUCUUGUUCCAAGAAUGGAUUUCACUGGAAGUAAAUUACAGCAGGGUUUAAAUAAACCUUUCGUACCUUUGGCUUCUUUGAGAAAAACACCGCGUGAAAGGUCUUUUUAUAGAAAAUUGAGCAGUUCGAGAAGCGAUUGUGGUCAAAAUAUGAAAGAAACUGUAGAUGAGCCAAUGUUCUUUUCUGCUAGGCAAGAAAUCCAUGACUAUAAUAAAGAAUGCUUACAAACGCCACGAUCUGUGUUUGAAACCCCGAUUUAUCCCAAUAUGCCCACAAACAUUCUGGAAAAUGAAAUUUCUAAAACCUUAUCUAAUAAUAUGGUAAAUUUUGGAGAAAAUAUUUAUAAUGAAAAUGUUAAACAAAGUAGUGAGAAGAUUUUUGAUCAAAAUGAACAAGAAAUAAUCGCAAAGGAAUAUAUUAAUUCCCCAAAUUUGAAAUUUUAUGAAAAUCAAACUUUCAUUACCUGUGAAAAGAUUUCUAAUGAAAAUACCAACCGUGAGAAAAUUCAUUAUCAAAACAAACGAGAAAUAGUGGCAAAUGAGUAUUUCAAUCCUUCUCAAAAUAAAAACUGUACUUCGACUCCAAAAAGUGUAGCGUCACCAGAAACCAUUGUACAAAAUUCAAUAUUUGGAAAUGACUCAAAUAACAAUUCAGAACUUUCUUCAAAUUUAAAAAAUAUUACCUCUCCGCCAUUUAAAUCUAAUGCAAGCGAAGAUCAAAGUACAGCUUCUUCGUUUAGAGAGUUUUUCGUCAGCGACUUCACAAAAUUGUCACAAAAUGGAGAAAAUUGCUGUUCACCACAAUCUAUCAUGAAUAGCCAAGGAACACAUAAUUCACAUGGAAGUAAAAUUGUCAAUAGCCAAGAAUUCAUAAACGUACCAACUCUAGUUUUAAAUUCACGAGAAAUAUCAUACUCAACAUCACCAAACAGUAAAAUUUGUUCAGAGAGACAUUUAGAUUCAAAUGCUUUGAUCAUAGCGUUGUCAAACGCGUCCUUGAAACAACAAACAGCAAAAGAUGUUUUUGAAAAUACUUGCAGUGAAUCCUGUACUGAUAGCAAGGCAGUUUUUAGGUUAGAAUCCUCCGAAAAUAAUUUAUCGAUGGAUGUACGUUUCUCAAAGUCCGAUGAAAAUCGAAGUAAAUUAACAACAUCUACAACAUCUUGCAGAUCAUCUCUUAGUAUAAAAUCUAAGAUACCUAUAAAAAUACCUAGUAAUAGAAGCAAGCUAUCAAUUCGAAGUAAAUUUAAUGAAAGUGAUAAAGGAUUAAUUAGUCCAAGAAAUUCCAGUACACAAACUUUUCGAAGCAAUUCCUCGUCACUUGAAAAUCUUCAAUUUGUUUCUACAUCACAUGAAAAUUCACCUUUUAUGAAAAAUUAUGCGAUUAUGUCCGAAUCUUCUACGAAAAUAGAGUCACAGGAACAAGAAAAAUAUUUCAAUUUGGACAGUAUCAAAAAUGAGUCGGAUAGUAUGGAAAAAUCGAAUGUAAUUUUGGAAGACGCUCAAUCAAAAACUGCGAGAGAAGAGAAUCAGGAUUAUGAAUCUUCCAUUAAUCGUCCCACGAUAGACACUUUUAGGCCCUUGAAUUUUUCUGAUAAUCCAAAAAAGUCUGAAAAGAAAAACGAACAAAAUAUUCUCGAGCAAAAUAUUUCUUCAGAAGAUGAAUCAGAAACUUCGUCACCUUACGAUACUCGAGAAUCAGUAAAAGAGAUCGAAGAGCCAGAGGGAUCUAAAGAAUUUAAUACUUUUUCUCCAAGAAAUGUAUCUACCAGUUUUCCUUUAGAAAGUUACCGAGAUAAACAUAUAAAUAAUACUUACGAAGGAGAAUGUUUCGAAAAAAUCACCGAAGAAAGGAAAACAAAUUUAUUCGAGAAUCAAAUAGGAGAUGGUGGUUGCCAAGAGUUUCUGAUCGAAGAUUCAGAAAAAUUUAAAUCCUUGAACACGUCUGCAGAGGACGAAGAACUAAUCAAACCAAGAAAAGUUACUGACAAGCUUCGAUUUUCGUUAGAAAAACUAGCAGUCGAGCAAAUUCGAAAAAAUCUAAACUCUGAACAAACAAGAACUAUUCAAUCAGAUACUACCGCAUUUUUUACAGAGAAAUUCUAUGAAAUUCCACAAUUUACUCUCGCAGGUUCUUCCUCGAUGUCGAAGCUGCGCUAUGACAAAUCAAGAGACUCACCACGGUUUAAGAAGAAGAGUCAAGACAGAUUUCCUUUUACGAUUUCGGAAAAAACGAGCAUCGCCUCGAUGAAGUUCAAGGUACCUGGUCGGCUAGGCAACCUGGACGAAGACGAGGAAGAUAGAAGGUACAGGUUAGACACGCACCCGAGUAUAACUAGAUUGGCCGGUUAUGCAUUGGAGGAUUCACCCGCGGAGAUCAUCAGUUAUAUGGUGCAGACAGAACUGGAGAAUCGUUACUUAAAAUCUUCUGGGAUGAAAGGACUAGUAAACAAAAUUUCUGCCAGAUGGAAAAGACCGAAAAGAUGCGGUAACGGAAUUGGACCGACGAAGGUAACUAGCGUCAUUUACAAAAAUCGAGAUUAUCAAGAAGAAUGCGAGAGCUCAAAUUGCUCAGAAUCGUCAUCUUUACAGGAAUUUAAAAUAUACGAGAGUUUGGAAGGAAAAUUAUGUAAUCCUGAACCUAGUCCUGACUCUCCAGACGAAAAACGCUAUGAUCGUGAUGAUUUGUGGGUUCAAGCGUUCAAGAAUUCUAAUCACGAAAAAGGGAAGAAAAAUGUAGAAAUAGCGGAUGAAGUAGAUGAGGAUAAAUUAAAAAAUCCUUACUCGGUAUUUUUUGUAAAAAGCGUGCAAGGAACGCCAGAGACCUCUACUAAAGCAUUUGUUCCGAAAAAUGAGAAACAGAAACAAGAUGUUUCUAUAGAAAAACGAAAGAAUCGAACAAAAUAUAUAUCGAAAAUCAAUAACAAGAGUCAUGACAAAUAG
This is a messenger RNA of Bombus pascuorum, 3993 nucleotides long. RefSeq lists its product as uncharacterized. The record is from RefSeq and is a predicted model, not a curated record. The coding region runs from base 1 to 3993 and encodes 1330 amino acids. NCBI's taxonomy places the organism in Eukaryota, Metazoa, Arthropoda, Insecta, Hymenoptera, Apidae. The transcript has 5 exons.